Molecule: messenger RNA, 1167 nt
Organism: Beauveria bassiana ARSEF 2860
Lineage: Eukaryota; Fungi; Ascomycota; Sordariomycetes; Hypocreales; Cordycipitaceae
Product: alpha/beta hydrolase fold-3 domain containing protein
Exons: 1
Coding region: 1-1167 (388 amino acids)
Molecular function (GO): hydrolase activity
Source: RefSeq, a predicted model, not a curated record
AUGCCGCAGCCCUCUCGCCCGUGGCGCGCCACGCAGCCGCUCAAGGCGCUCUGCAUCGCCUACUUUUACCUCUCCGCGCCGCCCUAUCUUCUCUACCUCGUGCUCAAGUUUUCGCUUCUGCAGCGUCUACGGCCCCACCCCCGUCUAGGCCUGCGAGCCAACGUCGGCAACCCCCUCGUGCGCGCGCUCUUUGGCGUCCUCACCUACACGCGCUCCCCGCGGCUCGUCGCCGAGAACCUGCCCCGGGACAAGACCCGCGUCACCGCCGUCCCCGUGCCACCCGCCUCGCUCUUCACCGGCGUCUUGACCUCUCAACCUUCCAUCAAGCCCGCGCCCCAAAAGGCGCUCUGGUUCCCGCGGGCGCCCCCCGCCGACGCCAACCUCGCCGGGGAGACGGUGGUGCUGCACUUUCCCGGCGGCGCGUUUGUCGUCGAGGUCGGCCACGAGGCGUUUGGGCGCAGAGCCGCCGACGUGAUGCUGCACGGCGGCCAGGCGGCGCGCUUCGUGUGGGCGCAGUACCGCCUCGCCAGCACGCCCAACCAGGGCUUCCCCGCGGCCGUGCAAGACGCCGUCACCUUUUACGCGCACCUCCUCUCGCUGGGCUACGACGCCAAGAAUAUAGUCUUGUCUGGUGAUUCUGCCGGCGGCAACGUGGCGCUCGCGCUGCUGCGGUACCUCGAGGCGACGCAAGGGGCGCUGUCGCUGCCGCUGCCGCUGCCGCUGCCGCGCGGCGUCAUGGCGUGGUCGCCGUGGGUCGAGGUGACGCCGCGGGCGGCGCGCGAUUUUGCAGAGACCAACGCGGCGGCCACGGAUAUCUUGACGCCCGAGUUUCUGCAAUGGGGCGCCGACGCGUACCUGCCUCCACAGGCGGGGGCCGGCGGCGGCGGCCGCGCCCUGUCGGACGAGGUCGCCGGGUACGUGUCGCCGCUGCACCGGGCAUUUGCCACCUCGGUGCCCGUGUUUCUGCACGCGGGCGAGGCCGAGGGGUUCUGCUCGUCGGUGCGUCGGUUUGCGGACGAGAUGGAGGAGGUGAAUGGGAAUAAGCGGGUUCGCUUCCACGGGACGCCGCACGCGGUGCACGACUUGCUGCUGGUGUGGGAGGGGCAGGGCAUGCGCAAGGAGGCGGAGGCUGCGGUUAGUGAUGCGUGGGAGACGGUUGGCGCGUGA